AUGUUUAUUCCUAUAACGGCGGCAUCCACGAAGAUGAUAACGCACAUACUGCCAAGUGAUCAACAAGUUAUGGCAGUUGAUCCUACGAUACCAUAUGAAUCUAAUCUCCCUACUCCUCCCCCGGGGGACUCGGAUACGGAAACAAUAAGCAUAGCUUUCCUAAUAUCAUUAUCUGUAACUUUUGCAGUAUUGAUGGUCAUGCUUUUGAUUAUAGCUACGUAUGUAACUUUCUGUGGUGGUGAUGAAUCUGAUUAUGAUGAAGAAAGGGCAAAUGGGGUGAAUGGAAAUAGAAUAAGAAACCUAAAUAGACCAUUUAGAAGAUUGUUUACGGGUAAGCAUUCUAAUAUCCUAUUAGGAUCCGACUUCACUAGUCCCACUGAACUAGAUGAUCCCGGAAAAUUAGCAGCAUUAGAAAAGGAGGCCUUCCAGAAAAUGUCACCAUUUGAAAUAGAAUUAUACAUGCGUGCAAAGGAAUUACAAGAAUUAUGUCCUCCAUUAACAGAUGAAUUUGGCAGUUAUUUAAAACCCAGUGAUACAACUUUUAUUAAAGAUAGGGGUAUACAAGCGUUUUUCUUUCUACCUAGUAUAAAUGAUAACAUUGAUAAAAUUGGUAAUUUCUUGCCAAGUUUUAUAAUACAAGAUAAAUUGGAUAUUUUAUUUACAAAAUAUAAUCAAAGUGCCUCCACAGUACUGAAUUAUCCAUUACCAUAUAAUAAAAAAGAUGCAGUAUAUUUCGAAGCAAAAGUGUACAAACAUAUGGUUGAUUCUAAUAGUAUAUUCAGUAUAGGUCUAAGUACUGUUCCAUAUCCAUAUUUUAGAAUUCCAGGUAUGUCCAAAUUUUCAAUUGCAUAUGAAUCAACUGGUAAACUGAGAAUAAAUAAUCCAUUUGAAGCAUCAACUUUAUUACCAAAAUUAGAGGAAGGUGAUGUUGUAGGGUUUGGUUAUAAAUAUAAAUCUGGGACCAUAUUUAUAACGCAUAAUGGUAAAAAAUUGAUGGAUGUCACUGAGGAUGUUGAUGUAGAUUUAUUUCCUUGUGUGGGUUCCUUCAAUGCAUCAUAUACUAGAACAUACACAACCGAUGGUUUAUUAGAAGAUCCAGAUAACGUAGAACUUCGUAGUUCAUUAUCUGAAAAUGGGCAGGUGGAAUUACCAGAAAAAUUGCAAAGAGUUCACAAUCCACAUAAUGAACGAGAUGCAAUUGAGAGUGACGAAGUUGAGUUACAAGUUAACCUUGGUCAGCUUGGAUUUGUAUUUAUUGAGGCUAAUGUUAAAAAAUAUGCAUUUAAUAGUAUAUAUGGUGAAAUUGGUAUUCCGCCAUCUUAUAAUGGCAAUGAAGCUAAAAAGGAUACUAUCUUACAAAAGGGAGAAGAACUCCCACCUGCAUAUCCAAAGGGUUCCUAUGUUCCUCAAAUUCCUGGUUCAAACAAUAAUUCUUUACCAGGGACGAGUCAUUCUUUGGAGAGUUAUGAAAGAAUAUCGUCAACCUAUGAUAGGGUACAUAACGAUUAUGAUAACGAUAACGAAUAUGGGUAUCAUAACAGGCCCUUGUCGGAUAUUGAUGAAGAAACUGGGCUAUUAUCUUCAAGUUCAGCUAUCAAUCAAGAUAUUCCAAAUAUUGAUUCCAUUGUUGUAGAAGAGAGAAAUGGUCAUGAGAAGAAACCAAAGAAGAAAAAUAAGAAAUCUAAGAAGAAGAAAGGAAGAGGUAGAAAAUAA
Molecule: messenger RNA, 1713 nt
Organism: Maudiozyma saulgeensis
Lineage: Eukaryota; Fungi; Ascomycota; Saccharomycetes; Saccharomycetales; Saccharomycetaceae
Source: the annotation of a GenBank genome assembly